AUAUUAUGUGCUGAUUAGUUGCUGAAGCUGUAACCGCCAAAGACAUGAACUUUCAGCAGCUCAUUUUGCUCGGGUUCCUCGCCACCUACUCCCUCACCCCCAACAGCUCCAUCUUCAAGCUUUCCUGGAACGAUGUGCGGACACUUACCGCUGCCUACACGCCUAGAGUUAUUUCCCACCCCCAGUUUUCUAUCCUCUGUCAUGCCUUGCUCUCCCUCCUGCCUCUCCGGUUCUUUGCCACCGCCUUCCUCCUCGCCUACACCUUUGACACAUACAUGCUCCGCCACCUCAUCCUCCGCAAGGUGUGGCUUCUCACGGCAGAAUUUUCAGAAAUUGUAGCGGCGCUGGAGCUGAUAGAUCCCAGUUUACCACCGCUCCUGGCUGAAACAUACAACUACCAAAAGUACAUUGUGGUGUACGAUAUUGACAAGCACGACAAGGCCAAGGCCGAAGGAAACCAGGUCUACUAUGUCGACUUUCCCCGCGUGUUUUGUGUACGUCGGAUGGCCGAACAGGCGCUUUUAAAUGUAUCUGUGAAGGACGAAUGUACCAAAAGGCUUCACGAAGCGACCGCAAAGGCGCCAUGGCACCUGAAAGACAGCUCUACCCAGGAGGCAAAGCCCAAUCUGGAGCCGGCGGAGCUUUGUGCCAUCUGCUUCGACGAUUUGGUCCCGGAAGACCACAUUAUACAGCUCAACUUGUGCUGCCGCAAGAUUUUUCACGCCAACUGCUUCUGUUAUUGGCUCGGGAUUCUAGAGAUGCCGGUGGAGCCGGAGCCGGAGCCAGAGCCGGAGGUACAGGAGGGUACUAGGACCCCUCCUCCGCAGAGGGGCAUCCGCGACUUCUGGAACCGCCUAAGGCAGAGCAUCACGAGGCUCAACGAUGAUUUGCCGCGAAUGGUGGACGAUUAUCUCAAUGUGAAUCCGAACGAACGCCCGAGGGAGAAUGAACGUCCGGGGAUCUGGGAAAACCUCCGCCGCCAGCCCCGGCGCAACUUACAGCGAGAGUUGGUGACCCAGCAGCGGAAAAUUGAAGUCCGCCAGCACACCAUUCUGUACUUGGUGAAGAAAUGUCCGCUCUGCGCUCAUCUGUAUCUUCUUGAUGCUAACCAGUUUUACAAUCACCAAUACGCAUUUUACAACAAGGCUGCGUCGCCCUGGAAGGAGUUUCUGGCGCAGUGGCAGGGCCAGGGCAAGAACAUGGAGUGGGGCGGGAAGCACUCGAUGUGUUUUCUUUUUGCUCAUGAUUUUAUCAAUCAGUACUUGAUGAAUGUCAGUCGAGACUGGGCACCGGGCCAGACCUGGAUGUGGCUGGUACCUGACUGGGUCGCGUGGAAUGUGGUGGUGGUGUGUAUCUGUGGGUGGAUCAUGCUUGUGGGGGUGGGGUUGUACAGGGGGAGUAUCUAGUUGCGAGAACGCGCCAUGGGCUCGGGCUAAAUAGGGGGGUCCGAGUUAUAGGCAGGUGGUUUACACAAGAUCUGGGACUCAGAGUCGUUCAAGAUCUAGGGCACCCCUAGAACGAGCUGUCUGGCAUAUUUCCUCCGACAUUAAACUUUGGUUGCUACAGGCAAUUUGAAGUAUAUCAGGGAAAGAAAUCACAAGUUACAUUUCACUAGUUAAAAUAGCAUUUGUAUAUGCGUGGGGUGUGAAACGCAAGCUAGAAUAUGGCUACAGAGACGCUUCUGCUCUUCACGUAUGAGGAUAUGGACAAUUAUGGGGUAAAAUAUAAGUGAGUUUAUUGCGUCUUUACGUAAUUAGUGUAUAGUGGCGACUGUGCCCACACAGAGACAAAGUGUUCCAUUAUGGAUACGGAGGAGUAUUCUUGACUUCCAAAUGUAAGCGAUAGUUGGAUUAAGA
Babjeviella inositovora NRRL Y-12698 is the source of this 1856-nucleotide messenger RNA. RefSeq lists its product as uncharacterized. The record is from RefSeq and is a predicted model, not a curated record. NCBI's taxonomy places the organism in Eukaryota, Fungi, Ascomycota, Pichiomycetes, Serinales. The coding region runs from base 45 to 1406 and encodes 453 amino acids. The transcript has a single exon.